Pseudomassariella vexata is the source of this 1666-nucleotide messenger RNA. Its product is annotated as trichothecene 3-O-acetyltransferase. The record is from RefSeq and is a predicted model, not a curated record. The transcript has a single exon. Lineage: Eukaryota; Fungi; Ascomycota; Sordariomycetes; Amphisphaeriales; Pseudomassariaceae. The coding region runs from base 58 to 1404 and encodes 448 amino acids.
AAAGAUUCAAUUGAGCGUACUCGUACAUACCAAACGAGUUUAUCAACCGCAGUCGUAAUGGCGGAUACUACAAACCACGAUUUCUCACAUCUUCAAGAUGUAAUGGGAACUCUACCCAUGGUCAAACGUUACAUCGUGUUCUGUCUGGCCUUCACUCUUGAGGAAUCAAUAUCCAUCUCUGCAGUGGAACACGCACUUAAAGACACUCUGAAAAGACUGACAGUCGCUUUCCCCUGGCUGGCAGCACAGGUUGUCUUCGAAGGACAAGAGCAGGGCAAAUCCGUUAUUCCAAAGGUGAUUCCGCUUGGAGACACCAUCGAGCUCAUUGUCAAGGAUCUUCGACAAGAUGCUAGCUUCCCUACCAUGGCCGAGCUCGGCAAGGCAAACUUCCCCUUUACGAUGUUGGACAGUGCUGUUAUCGCACCCCCGAUCGCCUCAUCCUGGGCAACCGACGGCCCCGACAAAACAGCCCCCGUGCUCAUCCUCCAAGCUAACUUCGUGCAAGGCGGCCUACUCCUCCUGUUCUCUGGCAACCACACCCAAAUGGACAUGACGGGCCUAGGCGGCAUUAUCUCUCUGUUCUCUAAAGCCUGCCGCAAGGAACCCUUCACAGGGUCCGAAGUAGCGCAGGGGAACCAAUCCCGACGGAACGCCGUCCCUUUACUCGGCGAUAACUACCAGCCCGGCCCCGAGCUAGACGACGUCUUCGCCAAACCCCGACCGCCUAUUGAUAUCUCCUCUGCGCCUAGGUGGGUAUACUUCAACUUCCCUGCCGCUAAUCUGGGCCGGCUCAAGACGGAGGCUAGUGAUCAGACUAUCGUGCCGUACAUCAGCACCGACGAUGCCGUAUGCGCUUUGGUCUGGCAGCGCAUCACGCAAGCGCGGAAAUCACGCCUUGGAAGCCAGACGACAACACUGUUCGGUAGGCCGUUUACGGUGCGCAAAUACUUCGGUCUCGAAGGCUACCUGGGCCACAUGGUCGACGUAGCUUACGGGUCCGAAACGGACGUGUGGGAGAAGCCACUGGGGGAGGUAGCCGGGCGUCUGCGGGCGGUGUUACAAAGAGACGAGCAGAUUAAGCAUCACUCCAGGGCGUUUGCGACCAUGAUUCAUAGGCUGGACGAUAAGAGCCAGUUGGUCAAUGGGGCGUGUCUGGAUUUUAAUCGGGAUAUAUGCAUUUCGUCGUACGCAAACGUUAAAUGCUGUGAGUGGGACUUUGGUCCGAUUUUGGGGAGGCCUGAGGCGGGGAGGAGGCCUAAGAUGGGGGCCUCGCUGGGUUGGGCGUAUAUGAUGCCUAAGUCGAGGAAUGGGGAUCUUGCGGUGGGUAUUUGUAUUAGUGAGGGGGAUGUGGAGAGCUUGAGGGUAGAUGGGGUAUUUGGGAACUAUGCGGAAUUUGUUGGGUGAGGAUUGAGAGAUUAUGAUCCAGGGACUAGCGCAUAGGGGUACGUCAAACGUAUCGCCUUUGCUGUGCUGUGGUCGGAUGGAUAGCACAGCAUGUCCCCCUUUACAAUGAACCGAGUUGCCGCGGAGAAGUCUAGAGUUCUAGCUGAUGGCAUGGAGGAUUAAAUCGGCAUCAUCGUAACCAGAGAGGAUCAAAGUUUUAGUCUCGAAUAAAGAGAGGAAAUAGACAGAAAUUAAAUAGAAGCCUCUGGAAUCAGGAUCGAAG